Gymnogyps californianus (California condor) is the source of this 3239-nucleotide messenger RNA. It is a transcript of the gene ARMC6, whose product is annotated as armadillo repeat containing 6. Bases 127 to 1569 code for a protein of 480 amino acids. Gene Ontology annotation, biological process: hematopoietic progenitor cell differentiation. The transcript has 7 exons. NCBI's taxonomy places the organism in Eukaryota, Metazoa, Chordata, Aves, Accipitriformes, Cathartidae. Gene Ontology annotation, molecular function: protein binding. The record is from RefSeq and is a predicted model, not a curated record.
AUCCCUUUGACCGUGUAUUGUUGGUUUUGAGUUCUGUGCUUUUGUUUUGAAAAAGAGCAAGUCACUUCCUUUGUUUCUGAUUAACAUUAGAAGGUUUUGCACCAAAACUAGUUGUGGACUAUCUUAAUGACAGGACGAGGAGGCAGUUUAUCCCAUUCGAGUAAAAUGGGAUCGAAACAGAUUGCGCAGGAAACAUUUGAUGAUGCAGUGCAAGAAAACAUUACAGAAUUUGAAAUGGAUCCAGAAGAGGCUGUAAGAGAAGCUGUGCAGCAGUUUGAGUCCCAAGGUGUUGACCUAAGCAAUAUUGUGAAAGCUGUGCGGCAGCCUGCCUCUGAAAAUGGUCAAAAGCAAAAGCAUGAAAUUUUGCUGACUUUAGAUUCCCUUGGGAGAGCUGUUGCUGACUCUGAUCUUGCUGAGAUGGCCGAGCAGCUAGUGGUCUUCACCGAUCAAUGCAAAGAACAGCUGGCUUUCCGCUACCUGGCUGGGCAGAAUGGUGCCUAUUCUGUAGUAUUCUCUGCCUGCCAAUUGGCUUCAGGAGACAGAAAUUUAAUGCUGAAAGCCUUUUAUACUCUGUCUGCCGUCUUGGAUGGGCAGCCAGACCUACUUGAUUCCGCUGGCCAGGAUCUACUGCUACAAACUCUGAAAGAAUAUAGGGAGGAUGCGGACGUGACACUGGCUGGGAUCCGAUGCAUUCGCCACGCUUGUCUGAAACACGAGCAGAAUCGUCAGGACUUUGUGAAAGGUGGGGUUCUGCCACUUCUGACUGGAGCUAUAGUCCAGCACGGAGACAGUGCCGAUGUCGUCCGAACGGCCUCCUCAGCGCUCAGGAUCAUGACGUUUGAUGAUGACAUCCGCGUGCCCUUUGGUCACGCUCAUGAUCAUGCUAAAAUGAUUGUGUUGGAAAAUGAUGGGUUAAGAGUCCUCAUUGAAGCUGCAAAAGCAUUCACAGAUAACUCCAGUGUUCUCAGUGAACUGUGUGCCACCCUUUCUCGCCUCUCUGUCAGGAACGAAUUCUGUCAAGAAAUUGUGGACCUUGGCGGCUUAAAUUUUAUGGUGGCUCUCCUGGCUGACUGCAUUGACCAUCCGGACGUGGUGAAGCAGGUGCUGAGUGCCAUCCGAGCGGUUGCAGGUAAUGACGACGUGAAAGAUGCCAUCGUUAAUGCUGGGGGAACGGACCUUAUUGUGCUCGCUAUAAGCCAUCACCUUGCCAACCCUCAGAUCUGCGAGCAAGGCUGUGCAGCCUUGUGCAUGUUGGCUUUGCGCAAACCCGAGAACUGUAAUGUCAUCAUGGAAGGCGGAGGGGCGUUGGCAGCUCUUCAGGCUAUGAAAGCACACCCUCGAGAAGUGGCUGUACAGAAACAAGCUUGCAUGCUGAUCCGCAACCUGGUCUCCCGGAGCCGGGACUUUUCUCAGCCCAUCUUAGAGAUGGGAGCUGAGAACCUAAUAACAGAAGCUCGUGCAGCACACAAGGACUGCGAUGAUGUGGCCAAAGCUGCCCUGAGGGAUCUUGGCUGCAAAGUGGAGCUCCGAGAGCUGUGGACAGGUCAGAAGGGAAGCCUAGCUCAGUGAAUCGUCACUCCACUGAGCAGUGGAGCUUCGAGACAUCUAUGUACAUGAAGUUGUAAGGGGGGAAACAAAGUGGCAUGGAUUAAUUUGCAGUUACAUUGAACUGGAAUAUCUGAAGCAAAUGCCUGGCUUGUGAGGCUGCAGUGAACUUUUUAUUGGGAGCUACAGCUGAAAUGGCUUUAUGCAUUCACAGGCUGCAAAUCAACUCUGUGUAGUAAUCAUUCCCCAAAUCAUCUAAUGCCUGAAGAUGAUCUGUUCCCCCCUGUUGUUAUGUAUGUUCCUUGUGUACAGAACGGGGCUGUUCCCACGUGCUCUGUUCUAUACAGUAAGAGCAAAAGCGGCUCUUUUCUGAUAGGAGUUUGGUACGUACCGUGGCAGCUGGUUCCAAUUUGUUCCUCUGCUCUCUGCCGAUGGAGGCUAGCAGCCUGAUCUGGUAACGGGAUGGAUGAGGCGGAAUCCCAUCACUUGUGAAUGUGUUCUGUCCUGUUGUACUGUUCUACUAACUGUUAUUUUACUGUUGACCAUAUUCUGUGUUGCUGCUUUGUUUUGGAUUUUCAGCCAACAUAACAUUUUAAACAAAAGCCAAGUAAGGAUUUUGGAUAGUGUGGCCCAAAGCAACAUGCUUUAUGACGUUGCUGUUUGCACCCAGGAGGAAAGUUCAUGUUCUCUUUCAGUGAGAUGAGCGAGUCGGGACUGGUAGCGAGGACGGUAGUUUCAAAGCAAGGACAAACUGGCAGUGGUACCACGCAGCAGGAAGCCAGCCCUGGGGAGCCCAGGCUCUUAGCAGGGCGGCGCUUCCCUGAAUCCAAGAGUGCUGUAAUUGUCACGAAGAGGCCGUGCGCCUCGUGGACUGAAGACAACUGCAGACUUGGGGGUGAAACAGGAGAGGUGAAACAUCCAGAAAGGCUCUGAAGUCUCAGCUAAAGGCUUCUGUGUGCCCCUGUUUCUUGCUGGGCUGUGUUGUUACCAGCCAUGCUCUGGUGCUGAACCCUCCUCCUGCCCUGCUACUGAUGUUGUACUGGAGUGAAUGUUUUCUAAUGUGAUAUUCUCUGUAGAAAUGUUGACCCUAUAAAACAUAAAAACGUACAAGGGUGGUUGGCUCUUUAUGGAGCCUUUUUGAGGCAGGAAAAGAAAGGUGCUGAGUUUGUAAGUAAAGCCUGCUGCAGCCCUGCGCUAUCUGCCAGCAGAUAGCAAAGGUCAUUGUGUUCUUCAAAGGCUUCUAACCCCUCGAGAGCGUUUGUAUGAGGAGAGGCUGCCUGGGUCUGCUCUCCUCCUGCUGCGUGAAGAGCUUGGUGUGUUUGGGCACUGCUCUGACCUCCUAGCCAAGAUCCUCCGGUGAAGGCGCCCCGCUCUUUUGUGGCAGAGUGGGCAAGAAGAGCUGAUGAAGAGACCCUGAGGUCCCAAGUCCCCUGGGGUGCCCUGUGUUGGAGAGAGAGCCUGACUGCUCUGGGGAGCACGUUUGGCGCAGCCUAGCGCUCUCGGGCAGGUCUGGGAUGGGUGAGAGGCAGCACCAAGGCUUAACGUGGUGCUGUGAGAGAAUCAAACAUGGAGUUCCCCCACAGUGGCAGGGAAGCUUGGAUUUAUUUUCCUUCUGCUUUAAACAAGCGUCGGUGUCAUGCUGAGCUUGUAUCGACAGUCUUGGUUUUAACCCCUGGGGGAGGGACAGAUCCGGU